UCACAUUCCGGCACUGUGUUUACAGUUGUGUGUUUAGCAAAAAUGUAUUGUCGGCUUAACAUGGUGUACCUGAUAUGUGCACUUCUCCUAAUAGUGUCUCUUCAAGGAACUGUCGGAGCCAGACUUCCACAGUCCCAAAAGGACAAAGAGCAAAUGCUGAAGAACGUACGAGAAAAAAUCGAGUCUCUGCAAAAGCAUUAUCAUACAACUGGUACAGAAUGGUUUGGAAAAUCUGUUUUGUCUUCUCAUCUGCACCAGCUGAAUUCCAAGGCCUCCUGCACUUGUCAGUCUCUGCUGCUUGAUAGUAUGUUGAACAUCACUGAAACAAUUUUUCAAGACAUGAGACGGAAAGCUGAGAAUGAAGAAACAAAAACCAGCCUCACAGAUGUAAUGACUGAGGUGAAAAUGCUGAGACACAAGUACAGUGAAGAACAGAAAGUAUGGAGGGAGCUUCAGGACAUUCACUCAGUCGAGGUGAAUGAUGGCAAAAUCCAGAAAGGAGCACUAAAUUCCUUUCUCAUUUUGUAUGAUCUGGCCUACUGAGGAAAACCGAGAGGGACAAUCACCGAGAAUCCUCUUAAUUUCUCUGGCUGUCAAUUAUUUUAAUAAGUAUUAUU
Carassius carassius (crucian carp) is the source of this 617-nucleotide messenger RNA. Its product is annotated as interferon gamma-related. The transcript is spliced from 4 exons. NCBI's taxonomy places the organism in Eukaryota, Metazoa, Chordata, Actinopteri, Cypriniformes, Cyprinidae. Bases 43 to 543 code for a protein of 166 amino acids. Gene Ontology annotation, biological process: immune response. Gene Ontology annotation, molecular function: type II interferon receptor binding. Gene Ontology annotation, cellular component: extracellular region. The record is from RefSeq and is a predicted model, not a curated record.